Vicia villosa (hairy vetch) is the source of this 5382-nucleotide messenger RNA. RefSeq lists its product as uncharacterized. The transcript has a single exon. The record is from RefSeq and is a predicted model, not a curated record. Lineage: Eukaryota; Viridiplantae; Streptophyta; Magnoliopsida; Fabales; Fabaceae. Bases 1 to 5382 code for a protein of 1793 amino acids. Gene Ontology annotation, molecular function: aspartic-type endopeptidase activity; nucleic acid binding. Gene Ontology annotation, biological process: proteolysis; DNA integration.
AUGGCUCCUCCUAAGCCCCCAAACCCCUCUUCUAGAGAAAUCAUUGAAGAGGCUGUCAAUCUUGCAACACAAAAUAUUGAAUCUGCCAUGAAUGAAACUCAAGAGCAAAUUGAAACAAGAUUUGCUCAAAUAGCAUCAGAUCUGGCCCAGCAAAUAGGACAGAUCCAAACACGCCUUGACAAUGAGAAAUCCGUUGAGGAUUCUCGUUUUGAAGCCCUCAUGGCAGCUGUCGGCAAACUUCCACUACGAAAAGAUAAACACACAGCAGAAACUGUUCCGUCUGCCGGUACAGCCACCGGUUCUGGUGCAGGUCAUUCAGGUUUGACACCUAACCCAUCCUCUCUUUCCUUUGGUUCCCCACCAUUUUCCCAUAUUUUAAGUCCGGUCACCUCCCCUUUUAAACAAUCCACAACCAUUGCUCAGUCUUUACCCCCACCAUCUUUUUCUAUUCCACAACAGCGUUUCGCUGCUGUUCCACCACCCCCACCUUUCACAACCUAUCCGCCUCUAACCCAACCGUUCCCUCCUUUUAUUCCAAACCCUUAUCCAAAUCAAUUUUCCAGCCCAAAUUCUAACUACAUUCAGCCCAUCACCAUACCACCCCUGCCCCCUAUGAGGACUCCCAAACUGGAACUACCUGCUUUUGAUGGAUCUAAUCCCCUAGAAUGGCUAUUCCAAGCUGAACAGUUUUUUAGUUUCUAUAAUUAUCCGGCAGAAAACCGUUUAGCGCUUAUUUCUUUUUAUAUGAAAGGGGAUGCCUUGGGUUGGUUCAAAUGGAUGCAUCAUAGCCAUCUUCUCACAGAUUGGGCUUCCUUCACUAGGGCCCUUGAGAUGCGUUUUGGGCCUUCCACAUAUGACAACCAUCAAGCGGAAUUAUUUAAGUUAAGACAAGAAGGUACUGUGGUUGAAUAUCAAACAAAGUUUGAGCAACUUGGAAACCAAGUGAUGGGGCUUUCCCAAGAUGCUAUAUUAAAUUGUUUCAUCUCUGGUCUUAAUGCUGAAAUUCGAAACGAAAUAUCAAUUCAAAGGCCCACCAAUAUUUCUCAGGCCAUCGGAUUGGCCAAAUUGAUUGAAGCAAAAAUUCGUGAUGCAAAACCGAAACCAUUUAAACCAUAUUCCAACACCUCCAAACCCCAAACCUACCCCACAAACCAUUCCUAUCAGCGCCCAAUGGGGACAGCAGCCCAGCAACUCACACCACCCAAAACAAUAACUCAAACCCAAACUUCACGUCUACCAAUAAAAAAGUUGUCUCAAGCCCAAAUCCAAGAGAGAAGAGCUCAAGGAUUGUGCUUUAAUUGUGAUGAAAAGUUUAUCCCAGGUCAUAAAUGCUCUACAGGCAGAUUUUUAAUUCUUUUAUGCGAGGAAGAACAUGCAGAAUCAGACCAAUCAAGUCAUGAACAGCCAGAACCAGACCUACAUACAGACCUUGAGGACACCUACUUUCAACUAUCCACCCAAGCCCUAACAGGCCACUUUUCUCCCCAAACACUAAAAUUUAAAGGGUCAAUUGGUGGCCUAACAGUCCUGGUUCUCGUAGAUACCGGGAGCACUCAUAACAUACUCCAACCUCGCAUUGCAAAACAUUUAAACCUUUCCACUACUCCCAUCCCUCACUUUUCUGUCAUGGUAGGUAAUGGCUCUCACCUACAAUGUGAAGGUGUUUGCAAUAAUGUCAAACUCCAACUUCAAGAACAACAUUUCCACCUUCCUUUUUACCUUUUGCCUAUCGAAGGGGCUGACGUUGUUUUAGGGAUGGCAUGGCUAAGAACUCUAGGUACUAUUCAGGCUGAUUUCUCUAUCCCAUCAAUCACCUUUACUCAUAACAAUUCCCCAAUUACCUUACAAGGUGAUUCUGCAUCGUUGCCUACACCCGCCACCUUUCAUCAACUCAAACAUCUCCUCCACCAAGAUUCCAUAGCUUCCUUACACCUAAUGUUUCUUCAGACCACACCCACAUUACCACCACCCGAACCUAACCCUCUAGCCACCCUACCAAAAGACACGAACCCUAAACUCUCCAACCUACUUCACAAAUACUUACCUAUUUUUCAACCCCACACUGGCCUUCCACCCCCACGACCACAUGACCACCACAUUAAUCUUUUCCCAAACACUGCCCCCAUCAAUGUCAAACCAUACCGCUACCCUCAUUAUCAAAAAACAGCAAUGACAACAAUUAUUGAUGACAUGCUAAAGGAAGGGACCAUUGUGCCUAGCCAGAGCCCUUUCUCAUCACCGGUUUUAUUAGUCAAAAAAAAAUAUGGCACGUGGAGAUUUUGUGUUGAUUACCGUGCUCUUAAUGCUGUUACAGUAAAGGAUAGAUUCCCCAUACCCACCAUCGAUGAAUUACUUGAUGAACUUGGCUCAGCCAAGAUCUUUACCAAAUUGGAUUUGCGCUCAGGCUAUCACCAGAUUAGAAUGGCAUCAGAGGAUACACAUAAAACAGCUUUUCGUACUUUCGAUGGACACUAUGAAUUCCUUGUUAUGCCAUUUGGCUUGACAAACGCACCCUCUACUUUUCAAUCUGCCAUGAACGAUCUAUUACGCCCUUAUUUGAGAAAAUUUGUUUUAGUUUUCUUUGAUGACAUACUUAUUUUUAGUUCUACUUUUUCUGAACACUUAUCUCAUUUGCAGAUCAUUUUUGAUUUACUCUUGGCUAACUUUUAUGUGGUGAAGUUUUCUAAGUGUGUGUUUGCAGUACCCACGGUCCACUACCUGGGACACGUUAUUUCAAAUGGGACGGUAGCCCCAGAUGCGGAAAAGAUUCAGGCCAUUUUGGAUUGGCCUCAACCACGUUCCCUCACGGCACUCAGAGGAUUUCUCGGACUCACGGGAUUUUACCGUCGUUUUGUGAAAAACUACGCCACACUCGCCUCUCCCCUCACCGAUUUGCUGCGUUCCACUAAACUUGUUUGGAGUACAGAGGCUACAUCGGCCUUUACAGAAUUACAACGGACUAUGACCAACAUGCCAGUCCUCACACUGCCUAAUUUUACAAAAAAGUUCAUUGUUGAAACGGACGCAUCAGGCGUAGCCAUCGGUGCUGUUCUCUCCCAGGAAGGUCAUCCUAUAGCUUUCUUCAGUAAGAAAAUGUGCCCUCGUAUGCAAGCUGCCUCCGUUUAUGUCCGAGAGAUGUUCGCUGUAACAGAAGCGGUUAAGAAAUGGCGUCAGUAUUUAUUGGGUCAAGAAUUCCAUAUUUUCACAGAUCAGAAGAGUUUAAGGAACUUGUUGUUACAAAAAGUGCAAACACCAGAACAACAGAAAUGGGCUGCUAAAUUGCAAGGUUUUAACUUUGAAAUAUUCUACAAACCUGGCAAAACUAACGUGGUAGCUGACGCUCUAAGCCGAAAAUAUACCACAGACGAACCGGUCCUGCUAUCUCUUUCUUCCUCUAUUCCAGAUCUCUUAACCAAGUUGCGUGCGUUUUAUGCUACAGACAGUGCAGGUAAACAGAUGGUUACACAACUGUUUGACAAAGGCAUAGGCGGUACAAAUUUUAAAUUCACUAAGGGUCUGAUAUUUUAUAAGGAGAAGUUGUUUAUACCUGAACUGGAUCGGUUACGAGCCACUGUCCUCCACGAAUACCAUGAUACACCAACUGCCGAACAUUCAGGAGUGAAAGCCACCUUGGCUCGUGUCUCCGCUUCUUUUUCUUGGCCAGGAAUGUACAAAGAGGUCAAAAGCUUGAUUAAACAUUGUGACACAUGCCAACACAAUAAAUACUUAACACAGAAAAAGAAAGGGUUGCUUCAGCCUUUACCUAUCCCAAGUCAAGUCUGGGAAGAUAUCACCAUGGACUUUAUCACCCAUCUCCCUAACUCCUUUGGUCACACUUGCAUCUGGGUUGUCUGUGAUCGACUUUCAAAAUCAGCUCAUUUCAUUGCUCUACCUUCAAAGUUCACUGCUCGAGACAUUGCGCAACGCUUCACUGUGGAAAUUGCUCGUCUUCAUGGCGCACCUAAAUCAAUCAUUUCGGACAGGGAUCCCUUGUUUCUGAGUAAUUUCUGGCAAGAGUUUCAUAAAAUACAAGGCACUAUGUUAAAAUACAGCACUGCUUACCAUCCGGAAACAGAUGGGCAAACAGAAGUACUUAAUAGAUCUGUUGAAACUUACCUCAGAUGCUUUGCUAGUACUCAUCCGGGUAAAUGGUACAAAUUCCUCCAUCUUGCUGAAUAUUGGUACAAUACCUCUUUUCAUACAGCCAUUCAGACGACACCGUUUCGAGCUCUUUACGGUCGCGACCCUCCCUGCAUUAGAGAUUUCGUCUCUGGCUCUGUUCAAGAUCAGUCCCUGGAAGAUACCUUGCAACAACACCAAGAAAUUUUGAAAACUUUAAAAGUGAAUCUACAAAAAAGCAGAGUGCAAAUGGAAAAACAGGCCAACAUUAAAAGGGUCGAUUUCACCUUCCAACCAAACGAUCUGGUCCUUCUCAAACUUCAGCCAUACCGCCAACAAACUGUUCACAAACGCACCUCACAAAAAUUAGCUCAACGAUUCUAUGGACCAUAUAAAAUCAUCAAGCGAAUCGGAAACGUUGCUUACCUGUUGAACCUCCCUUCAUCUUCCCGCAUACAUCCGGUGGUGCAUGUCUCCAUAUUACGACCUUACUUCGGCAAGAACCCCGAAACUGAUUUCCGCCCUCUUCCGCCUCUUACCAGCAUCCACGACUUAACAGAUCCAUGUAACGUUACCAGCAUUCAGGUGGAAGGAACAACAGAAGCACAGAGGAAGCGGCCUUCGGAACGACCAGCGGCCUUAACUCAGGAAGUUUUUGAAAACUCAGAAAGAAAGAAGGAGGAAAAGGUGAAACCGCAGAGUGACAAACUGGGAGCGAGAAACAUUGAGAUGGGAACUAAAGAAAUGAGAGAUGAGUCAUUGGUCUUAAGUGAAUCUCUGGCAAGUACUUCUCAAAACUCAAUGGUUAACAGACUGCCCUCAAGUACUUACACGCUUCCCGUUUUUCCACGCAAACAGCUGUCCCCCACUUCACCUAACGGUCAAACGGUAAAGGCUCUCUCACCGUUAGAUCUUCAUCGUGUACCCUCCAAUCGCCAGCUGUUACCCACUACUUUUAAUGCCUCUCACACUCCACCGCCCAUGCGCAUUGGAAAGCCAAAACAUCACGUGAUUCCUUCUGUUCCCAAAACCACUUUGCAGACAAAAGCAAAUCCUAGAGAUUUGCCCUUAUCUCUACCCAGAUCUGUCCUUUCAGGCCCAAUUACAAACCCUGCUGCCGCUGGCCCACACGACAUCACCUCCUCGUCCUUAGUGAACCUUGAGGACAAGGUUCUUCAAGAGGAAAUGGGUAUUGAUAAGAAGUUCAGUAGGCCCAAUAGAAAUAAAAAGGUUUCAGUUUUAUUAAAAGACUUUUAUUAUUAG